Molecule: messenger RNA, 1185 nt
Organism: Sebastes umbrosus (honeycomb rockfish)
Lineage: Eukaryota; Metazoa; Chordata; Actinopteri; Perciformes; Sebastidae
Gene: mblac1
Product: metallo-beta-lactamase domain containing 1
Exons: 2
Coding region: 70-717 (215 amino acids)
Source: RefSeq, a predicted model, not a curated record
CACUGUUACUGAACAGUUGCAGCAGACAGCAGCUCCUUCUGUUUGUGUCCUCCUGUAGAUGAGGACACGAUGGGGACAGACACCAGUGGACAGUUUCAGACUGUCCCCCUGUCAGACUCGGUCUUCCCCGGUGUCCCGUACUCCGUGUCCGUCCUCAGACCCGGAUACUGUCUCCCUCAGCCCGACGGGACCUUCAGAGCUACCGGGACCAUCAGCCUCAUAACGGGACCCCGGACUGUCCUGGUGGACACCGGGGGACCCUGGGACCGGGACUUCCUCCUGAGGACGCUGAGAGAGAGGGGUCUGGAGCCGGGGGACGUGGACGUGGUCGUGGGGACACAUGGACACUCGGACCACAUCGGGAAUCUCAGUCUGUUCCCAGCAGCGGUCCUGAUUGUUGGGUUUGACAUCAGUGAAGGGGACACAUACCGACCCAACCAGCUGGGACAGGGACAGCCUCACUCUAUUGAUGAGCAGGUGACUGUAGUUCCCACUCCAGGUCACACAGGUCAAGACGUCAGCGUCCGGGUGACGGGAACCUCGGUGGGCACCGUGCUUGUUGCAGGGGACUUAUUUGAGUGCUGCUCAGAUGAGGACAGCUGGAGGGAUCUGAGUAUGAACACUGCAGUGCAGGAGGUCAACCGCAGGGAGGCGCUGCGCACCGCCGAUGUCAUCAUACCGGGACAUGGAGUCCCUUUUAGAGUCCUCAGGACCUGACGAACCAGGAGGUCACAGAGCGGUUUCAUAUCAGUCACACCUGAGCUCCUCCUGCUAUGAGAAGCCAACAAUGUUAAUGCAGUGAAAAAGGUCUUCGCCAGGGUUAUGUAAGGACGUGAUUUGAUUGCAGGGCUCUCCUUUUACUGAUUAACACCUCAGCUCCUCAGUUUACAACCAGCUCAUCUGGCUAUACAAGCAAAAACAACUGUAAACAUGUUUUUUAUCAUAUAAACUCUCAGGUAUGACAGAAAAGUUUGGUUCUACAUUGAGUAAAAUAUAUUUUACUAUAAUAUAUUUUAUUACUGCACUAAACGUCCAUAGCAUCAGACAACACAGAAGAGGGAUUUAAACAAAAUAACAAAUUAAUCACACAUUUUUUAUCUGGUCAAAAUGUACCUUAAAGGUCCCAUAUUGUAAAAGUGACAUUUUCAUGGCUUUUAUAUUAUAAAGCAGGUUUAAGUGCUUUAU